Messenger RNA from Rubroshorea leprosula, 544 nucleotides. The record is from the annotation of a GenBank genome assembly. NCBI's taxonomy places the organism in Eukaryota, Viridiplantae, Streptophyta, Magnoliopsida, Malvales, Dipterocarpaceae.
CCAAACCCCCGAGCAAAGCGCCAUCAUGGCCUUGACCAGCAUGCUGCGCCACCGUCUCUUCUCCCGGGCCGCCUCGAGCCACGCAGGACCGAGCCGCUGGACCUCGUCGGGGCAUCAGGAGCGGCCUAAUGGCUACCUCUUCAACCGGACUCCACCGCCCCCGGGUCAAUCCCGCAAGUGGGAGGAUUGGGAGUUGCCUUGCUACAUCACCAGCUUCCUAACGAUCGUCAUUCUGGGAGUAGGUCUCAAUGCGAAGCCCGAUCUCACCAUCGAGACCUGGGCCCACCAGAAGGCGCUGGAAAAACUCUCCGCCGAAUCGUCGUCGUCUUCGGAUUGAUGUGGUGGCUUUGCCUUCUUGGAUUAUAUGAGUACGGAUCCAUGGGACUUUCUGUUUUUAUAUUGUUGAUAAUGUGUAGUUGGAAUAAGGGUUUUCUUGAAUAUUGUUGGAUUUGGUGUUUUGAAGGGUUACUGCCUAAUUUUACUUCGUUUCAAAUGUUUUAAUUGGGUUUAUCCUUAAUCCUUCUAAUAUAGACGAAUUGUUCGU